Messenger RNA from Coturnix japonica (Japanese quail), 3957 nucleotides. It is a transcript of the gene TACR2, whose product is annotated as tachykinin receptor 2. The record is from RefSeq and is a predicted model, not a curated record. Gene Ontology annotation, molecular function: substance K receptor activity. Gene Ontology annotation, biological process: G protein-coupled receptor signaling pathway; positive regulation of flagellated sperm motility. Gene Ontology annotation, cellular component: sperm midpiece; plasma membrane. NCBI's taxonomy places the organism in Eukaryota, Metazoa, Chordata, Aves, Galliformes, Phasianidae.
GCAACUUGCUCAAAUCUCAUUGAGUAUCAUUUCCUUUUUGCUGCAGGAGCUCCCAUGAAUGCCCUGGAUACACAGCAACUCAGCCACCCUUGGUCUCAGCCUCCAAAUGCUGAUACAGCAGCACGUCCAUUUCAGAGAUUAUUCCCAAAUAAAUGGGGGAAGGAAAAGAGCUUUAAGCACCACUUUGCUACGUUUCAUUUGAUGCCAGCUUGGUUGUUUAGCUUUUGCCUGUGAGACUCCACCUCCUUUCUGAGUCCCCUUAAACCACGUACAACAUCUAUCCCAGCGCGGCUCCUGCCCAGCACACCGGCAGAGAGCUGCGUCCCUGUGGUGCUGAGGAGAGGUCGGGCACCUGGUGCCACCACAAACCACCACCAUACAACGGGAUUCCCAUUGGAUUGGAAGGAUUUGUGGCUUGAUACCUCUACCAACAUCUUCUUGGCCCUCCGAGUAAACUAAAGGAAGCGAUUGCCUGGCACUGACUUGGGAAACAUUCUUUUUUAAGGGAAAAAGGAACACAAGUGGGAAGAGUUCUUCUCUUGGUUCCACUCUCCACACACAGGUUACAAUGCCAGGCAGGGAGGAGGCCCUCGCUAUCCAUCAUCUCCUCCUGGCACUUUGCUGCUUCACUUGGAAAACAAGAGGAGGAAAGGACACAAGACACUUCAUCCCAGCGUGUUUUUAACGGCCGUUGAACCGCUGGAUUGAGGAUUCAUAACAUCAGUGCUGACUGCAAGAAAGCACGCAGAUGCCAGAUGAUUUUGUUCUGUGCCUAGCCAGAGAGAAAAGAUGAGCACCUUUCCCAUUUCAAACACCAGCAACAUUUCGCAGGCUGACUACCUCGAGGACGACAACUGGACAGCGGUCACCCAGUUCACCCAACCAGGAUGGCAGAUCGCCCUGUGGGCCAUCACCUAUUCCUUCAUCGUUAUCGCCUCCAUCGUUGGCAAUGUCACUGUCAUCUGGAUUAUCUUGGCUCACAGGAGAAUGAGGACUGCCACCAACUACUUCAUCGUUAAUUUGGCCCUUUCGGAUUUGUUGAUGUCUGCUUUCAAUACCAUCUUCAAUUUUAUCUAUGCCAGCCACAACGUCUGGUAUUUCGGUGAGGAAUUCUGCAGGUUUCAGAACUGGUUCCCCAUCACCGCAAUGUUCGUGAGCAUUUACUCCAUGACAGCCGUGGCGGCGGAGAGGUAUGUGGCGAUAAUUCAUCCCUUCAAGCCCAGGCUUUCUGCUGGAAACACCAGGGUCAUCAUUGGGAUAAUCUGGUUGGUGGCUUUUGGGCUCGCCUUCCCACAGUGCUUCUAUGCUGAGAUCAUGAUGGACAACGGGACAACAAAGUGCAUCGUUGUCUGGCCAGAUGACACUGGGUCGAAGCACCAGCUCAUGUAUCACAUUGCCGUGAUCGUGUUGAUUUAUUUACUGCCUUUAAUGGUGAUGUUUGUUACAUACAGCAUUAUAGGAAUUACUCUGUGGAGCAGCACAGUUCCAGGCAACCACGUUAAUCGAGUCCGCUACAAACAUCAAGUCAACGCCAAAAAAAAGUUUGUGAAGACCAUGGUGGUGGUAGUGAUCAUUUUUGCUGUCUGCUGGCUGCCCUAUCACAUAUACUUCAUCCUGGGAAGCUUCAAGGAAGACAUCUACCAGCAGAAGUACAUUCAGCAGGUUUAUCUCACCAUCUUUCUUCUUGCCAUGAGCUCAACAAUGUACAAUCCCAUCAUCUACUGUUGUCUCAACCAAAGGUUUCGUUCUGGUUUCAAAUUAGCCUUCCGGUGGUGUCCAUGCAUAAAAGCAACUGAGAUAGACAAGCUUAAACUCACAGCCCCAUCUCUCUGUCAGUCAACCCGCAGAAAAGCAAGAAGAUCAAGUUCCAACACAGAAACUCAAUUCAAUGAGAAAGAGAAGACCUCACUUACCCUCGCCCAGCAAACCCUUUGAUUUCUUCUAAAAAGCCUGCCAUGAAACUGUGACGAAUUCUGGGGUUUUCAGGCCUGCUGCUUCCUCUCUCACCACUUAGAAGUGAGAAAUGGUUCCCUAAAGAGUUAUCUUUGCAUGGAUUUUGAUAUGCUUGUACCAAAAUAUGAUGUAAUUUUCCUGCUAAACUGUGCUCAGGUGACUCCUCCACCUUCACCUCCUUCCUUGUGGCACCCAGCUGGGGACAAAGGCACAUUGAAGAGUCACAGGCAGGGCUGGUUGGGUGCCUGUGAGCUCCUGUCCCUGGGGAAGGUGCUCAGCAAUAGCUGCUGAAGGCAGCUCCUUAACCCCCACUCUGAGCAGCCAGGUUUGCAGCACAUGGUGUAGCACAUGGGUGUGCAAUAGCCAUGGCAUUUCUGAGCUUUGUACUAUGAAGCUGCCUGAACCACAGCCUCAGCAGCCCUGCAAGGUCCCCAUCACAGAAGCCCCUUCGUUGUCUCCUUCUAGACUUACCCAUUUCUGUCAUCACCAUUCUUCCCUCCUCAAAUACUAAAAUAAAGGCUGAAAUGUGUCAUCUUCAAAGCCUGAGACACGUGCACGUAUGCAAAACAGGAGAAUCUGAAAUACAAAAGCGAUACAUACUGUAACUCAGUAUUUUACACCAGAUUGAUAAACAGCACCUUGCAUUCCCCUUCAUCUUUGAUGACAGGUUUGCAUGUAGCAUUACAGAGCCAUACCUUGGCAUGCAGGAAGAUCCUACAAUGUCAACAACAUCCAAUUAUUUCAAAUGAGGGGUCUAGAGGUUGCACAGACACUUGCUGCAGGGAAGCAAAGAACACCUCCACAAUAUUCACAAAAGCCGAACCUCUUUCACAUGCAGCAGUCCCUGAGGACUUCUAUUCUCUAGGGGUAAGAAGCAGUUUGGAAAGGGAAGCCCCACCAGGUCCCACUGCUUCUCAUGGAGUACAUCACCUAUAGUCCACUAAGGUAGAAAGUCACAUGGCCAGAAACACAAAGUCCCUCUCUGCUUGCUAUGAGCUGCAUCCAAUGAACAAAAUCCAACAAACCUGUGCACACACCUCCAAAACUCAGUCACCCUAAGAUCAGGUUGCUGUCAGCUCUGUGCCUCUGCUGAGCUAAGAGAGGGAGCACCAGGCACAGAGGCCUGCACGACAAGCACCCUGUUGGACACAUGCACAAAACCCAGGCACCACCAGGAUUAGGUUCCAGCUCUCCCUGCACAAUAACUCUUCCCAAAGCUGGCAGCCAACAGCACCUCUUCCAGAAAGAACCACUAAACACCAGGUAACACACAUCAAAAAGUUUAAUAUUGUCACAAAUACCACGUAACACUAGUAUCAGAGCUACUAGUGUGCAAAGUAAAAAGACUCUCUACCUUUGCAAAACCAGUCAGGCAUGCAAUUUUUCAGGUAGACACACACUUAAAGCUGCAAUGACUGUUUGUGACUCACAUGUUACUUUACAACAUUCACUCACAGUGCACCAUAACGCAUAUUGAAAUGUUAUCCAUAGGUAGGGCAAUCCAAAUCUUAGGGGUGGAAAGAGGACAAAGAGGAGCAGCCUGCACGCUGACAGUUACUUUCUGCAGGAGAAAAGAGUGGGGAGAACCAUGCAGAGUCCUCACAUGUAUUUUGGUAGAAGAGUGGGAAUUCAGCACUGCUGCGUGGUCUCCCUCUGCAGAAAGCAGAGCGACUGACAAGUGUUAUUUAGCUUUUGCCUUCCUAACUGCUUCUCAAUGCAAGUAAUGCAACUGCUGUGCAAAUACAAUAAUGGCAUUGACUCGACAAAGGGCAGGAUGCACCAAGUGUACACGGUCUUAGUUGUUGCUUUAGUCCUUGGAAUAAGCUGGGCCUGAUGUUGUCUUUGUGGUUUAUUUAGGUUAUGCAGCCAGGUCCUCCAUGUCAAGUUCAAAAUGAAGCCCUUUCUGGUCAUUAACUCUAGCUGAGUGCUUGUGUUCUGAGUGCCUGCUUAACAGUACUAUAGAUUAAAGCUUUGUGUGGAAGCAAAUACCCAUUUAAGGCGAAA